UGUGCAUGAAGUGCUUUGGAAUUGGUUCCAUUUUCCUGUGCCCGUGCUAGCGAGACCGGCAAGUAAAGCACAGAGAGAAAAGGGUGCAGUUUUUGUUCGAUUAGGGUAAUACCCAUUAUAAUAUUUCGCAAGCUAUGGCAGGAGACGCCAAAGUAGAAGAAGGCCAAUUAAAAGGUCUGUCGAAGUAUUUCAAUUCAACUACGAAUACCGGGAGGGCAAAUGUAGCAAAGGCUACAUAUGCUGGUGUUGGUCUUGUUAUAUUAUAUUUCAUGUUGAAACCAAAGAAGAAGUGAUCCAAAGUUUGUGAGGAUUAGUACCAAAUCUGUAAAUAAACUGCAACUUGUGAUUUAAGUAUUAUAAAUUCUCAACACAGUACAUUGUAUAAAUGAAUACAGCAUUAAAUUUUGUAAGAAAUUAA
Schistocerca cancellata (South American locust) is the source of this 418-nucleotide messenger RNA. Its product is annotated as ATP synthase membrane subunit K, mitochondrial-like. Bases 135 to 293 code for a protein of 52 amino acids. The record is from RefSeq and is a predicted model, not a curated record. Lineage: Eukaryota; Metazoa; Arthropoda; Insecta; Orthoptera; Acrididae. The transcript is spliced from 2 exons.